Molecule: messenger RNA, 2223 nt
Organism: Myxozyma melibiosi
Lineage: Eukaryota; Fungi; Ascomycota; Lipomycetes; Lipomycetales; Lipomycetaceae
Product: Carboxylesterase
Exons: 1
Coding region: 260-2074 (604 amino acids)
Source: RefSeq, a predicted model, not a curated record
UCCACUCCUUGUCUGCUUCCACUCAUUGUCUGCUUCCACUCAUUGUCUACUCUGUCUACUCGUUCCUCAUCUGCUCUGCCCGCUCGCUCCUUGUCUCUCUUUGAUCCAAACACAUUUGACUCUUCUUUGCCUUCUACUCUGUCUGACCUAACCACCACCCGCUCCUUGUCGUCUACUGCUACAAGAUGCCCGCUCCCAUCCCUAUUCCCCGCAUUCUCCCCGCACUCCCUCUUCCUCUCACUCACACUUCCCUCUCCCAAUGAAAACUGGUAUCUACCUUUUCUCAGCCUACUGGGCAGCAACUCUGCUCGUCCCCGUUCAAGCCGCGCCUUCUAUCCCCACCGUCCGCGCGAGCAUCCCUCGUAACCACACAACCUUCUCCAACACCACCACCACCGCCCACGACUCCGCCCGCAGCUUGCCCGUGAUCGACCUUGGCUACGCCAGAUACCGCGCGUCCGCAUACACCGAAGAAGGCGACUUCUACACCUUCUCCAACAUCCGCUACGCCGCUCCCCCGACCGGCGCGCGCCGCUUCGGACCUCCCGAGCCUCCGCUGCAGGAGGACGACGAUGUCGUCAACGACGGCAGCUACGGGUUCAUGUGCCAUCAGGCGUAUAACCUGCAGUUCAAGGGCCUUGAGUUUGUCGCGCCCGCAGACCAGCAGAGCGAGGACUGUCUCUUUCUUGACAUCUACGUCCCAGCCUGCGCGUUAGCAACGACGAUGACCGCCAGCAACGCCUCGGCAGCGACCAAAGCUCUCUCGUCGGACCUUCCGGUCCUUGUCUGGAUCCACGGCGGCGGCUUCGUGUUUGGCCAGAAAGACGGGCUGAUGACGCCGCACGGCAUGAUGUCUGUCGCCGACGGCAAGAUGGUUUACGUCUCAAUCAACUACCGUCUCGGCGCGUUCGGCUUCCUGGCCGGGUCCGAGGUGAAAGAGCGCGGGCAGACAAACGUCGGUUUGAAGGACCAGCGCGCGGCGCUGGACUGGGUUGCCGCGCAUGUCUCGUCGUUUGGCGGGGACGCCGGCCAGGUGACGGUCAUGGGCGAGAGCGCUGGUGCGUCGUCGAUCAUGCACCACAUGACCGCGCCCGCGCCGGUGCAGUUCAAGCGGGCGAUCUUGCAGUCGACGGCGUACUAUCCGCAGUACGACCCCGAUCUGCUCGAUAGCCAGUUCAAGGGCUUUGCGGCCACCAGCGGCUGUGAAAGUGAUUGCGACAAGGACCGGUUCGAGUGUCUGAUGCAGCUCGACGAGGAUAAGCUCGCUCAGGCGAACAAGGACUACGUGUAUUCCACGCGAUACGGAACGUUUAUGUUUGGUCCCUACGUCGACAGGGAAUACGUUCCCUUGCUCCCGCUCUUCAGACUUGGCUACGGGCAGUUCAACAAGGACGUCCACGUGCUCGCCGGCCACAACAAGAACGAAGGCCACAUCUUCGCCGACCCGACCGCGAUCACGGACGCCGACUUUGCAAACCUGCUUGUCGAGCACUUCCCGAACGCGACGCAGCACACGCUCGACGAGAUCCAGGCGCUCUAUCCGCGCCGCAGACUGGCCUCGCAGCGCGCGAGCGAUAUCAUCUCCGAGUGGAUCGUCGGCUGCAAUCUGCAGUAUCUGGACGAGUACUUUCCCAACACGUACCUCUACAAGUUCUCGCUCCCGCCCGCGCUCCACGGACUCGACCUCGUGCUCACCUUCUGGCGCGACGUGACGCCCAAGAGCAGCAGCAGCAGCAGCAGCAACACCACCCUCUCCAACAACGCGCCCAGAACCCCUCUCUCCCUGCGCGAGCACGCCGUCGAAACCUUCGGCCGCCGCGCGCUCUUCUCAAACUGGUUCUCCGAGCUCGCGCGGCACUGGCAAGAAUGGGCGGUCUCGUUCGCGGUCGGCGGCGAUCCAAACUACCUCAGCACCUCGGCCGUGCGGUUCCCGAUGGCGAACGAGGACCCGGACUCGCGCGCGAUGAUGGAGGUCUUGCGCGAUGGCGAGUUUCGCGUCACGUCGUUGGCGGAGAGUGGGGCGGAUAUGGGGCGGUGCGGGUUUUGGAUGGAAGGGGAUUGGACUGGUCGAUAGUCUGAGUUUCUCUGUGAUGUUUUGUUUGAUUUUAUAUUUAGUUUGAUUUAUAUGGGUGUUUUGGUGUAUUUUUUGCUAUUUUUGGAUGUUUUUGGUGCUACUUUCGUCAUUCGUUUAUAUCCCGUGAUAAUAAAUCUUCAAAACUGAUA